This is a messenger RNA of Tympanuchus pallidicinctus (lesser prairie-chicken), 4920 nucleotides long. Its product is annotated as tyrosine-protein kinase TXK-like. Gene Ontology annotation, biological process: adaptive immune response; integrin-mediated signaling pathway; tissue regeneration. Gene Ontology annotation, molecular function: protein binding; non-membrane spanning protein tyrosine kinase activity; ATP binding. The coding region runs from base 1438 to 3135 and encodes 565 amino acids. The record is from RefSeq and is a predicted model, not a curated record. Lineage: Eukaryota; Metazoa; Chordata; Aves; Galliformes; Phasianidae. The transcript has 14 exons.
ACCAAAGCAUCUGAAGAGUACUUGCACUUCAAAUUUUCUGUACCAACCUUUUGAUUAAUUCCAUUACAUGUAUGCUUUCUUUUUUUUCUUCUACCACUACCUAUAACUUUGUGCUGUGUGUAAUGCAGAAUAGAUUGCCAGUUUGCUUCUCAAAAAACUAGUUUCCAUGCAGAAAAGAACAUAGCAAAGUUAUUUUGAAUCAAGUUAUUAAAGGUAAGUAUAGUUACCUUGACACAUUCCAUCAUUUCUGCAUUUCAUCAUUUCUGUCUUGGAGGGGCUUAGUUUCCUCUCACUGCUUUGUCUAAGCCUUUGUAUUUUGAAUGAGGAGGAAGUAUGAAGAAAUGCUUUCUUUUCCUUGUGAUAUUGCAUCAGAAACUUACAGGGUGUCAGGAUUUAAAUUAUUAUUAUUAUUAUUUUUUUUAAAUGAUCAAGUCUCACAGCUAUGAGAAUGAGUUUGCUGAAGUGUUGAGUCGAAACCACUACCAAUUUAAUAUCAACAGCAAAUAUUGUUAAAGGGAAAAUUCUUGCAUUUUCUAUCUGGAACAGGAAAAGUAACGUGGAUGACCUAAUGUAAGCCAGGCUCAUCCUUCUUCUAGCUGCUCCUUUGAAUUCCAGUUUCUUGGUGGACACAUUGCAAGAUAUGGCAUUGCCAACACCUUUGACACUGUAAAUAGUUUUACAGGAAUAAGUAGUAUUUCACUUAAAACAUACAUGAAGCAUUGAAUUAUCAGGAGAGUAAUAAUUUCUAGUAAACUUUAUGGAUGUUUCUUUAUUCUACAACAAAUAUGUGUUGAUCUGUAUGAUAAAGAUUACCCUAACUGUACUGGUAUUUGGCAGAUUUCCUCAGUGAAGAUGUGCACUUAAGAUGACUCUUGAAAUGCUGUACUUCACCUGCCUCUUUAUGCUGCACAAGUAUAAUUUUUACAUAUCCCUCAUUGGGUUUGACUCUUAUGUGACCUAUCAGGAACUGCGAGGCCACUUCAUUUUUAGAUGAAUGCAUUUUUCAGUUGAAUAUACCCUCAGAUGAUUACUUUUGGGAUGAAUCAGAACAGUCUUUGAGGCAGCUCUCUUGGCAACCUUCUCAUGUGAUCAAAGGCAGGUUAAAAUACCAUGUCAUCGUUUCUUCUGAGUGAGCUCAGUGACUACUUAAUCAGCUUCAUGUUUUCUCCUCCUUUUUAUUAAUUUUUUUUUUUUUUCCCCUAAAUGUCAGGAUCAAAAAUUUAUGAGAAUGGGACCAAAUUCUGAGGCAUACAGCUGCUGGAUGUUUUUACCAUUUUCAGUAGUAGUUAGCCUUACUGAUUAUAGUUCAAUAUAUAUAUAUAUUUUUCUGUAAAGUGUAUGUUGGAUUUUAGAAAGCAGACUUUUUUUCAUGAUUUCUCCUUUUAAAAAAAAAAAAAAAAAAAAAAAAACCAAAAAAAAAAAAGCCACUUAACGGGCAUGAGAUUAAUAUCUAGUAGGUUGUUUUUAAGGAAAGUAGGCGGGGACAGGCUGUAUUGGUGUUUUACCUUGCUUCACAGAAGAGCUAAGAGCACUGCUGGGGUAUUUACAGGCACAGCUGAUGAAGGAAGGUUUGCAUUUUCAUGUGAAUAUAAGAAGAGAACCAGAUAUGAUUCUUUCAACCUAGCAAUGAGAACAAAGAUAAAUGUGGACCCUGACACUGACCUGGAGGCCCAGUACACAGCCUCUCAAUCAGAGGAUUCCUAUGCACCUACUUGGAAGUGUAAGCAUAAGAAGAAAUUGCAUGUAAAGAACAAGCCUUUACCUCCUCUGCCUGCUGAGGCUUUUGAAGACUACACAAAGAAACUCAAAGUUAUUGCACUAUAUGACUUUUUUGCUAGAGGACCGUCUGAUUUAACACUCAAGCAGUCAGAAGAAUACAUUAUUCUUGAACAGUAUGAUCCUCACUGGUGGAAGGCUAGAGACCAGUAUGGGAACGAAGGUCUAAUUCCUAGCAACUAUGUUACUGAGAACACAAAAAGUAAUUUAGAAACAUAUGAGUGGUAUUGCAAGAGCAUCAACAGAAGCCAGGCAGAACUACUUUUGCGACAGAAGUCCAAAGAAGGCUCAUUUGUUGUCAGAGAUUCAAGCCAACAGGGAAUCCUUACACUGUCUGUGUAUUCACGGUCUAAAGGAAGUCAUGGUGGAGACAUUCGACAUUAUCAAAUUAAGAAAAACCACUUGAAACAGUAUUAUGUAGCAGAAAAAUAUCUAUUCUCCUCUAUUCCUGAUCUCAUUCAAUAUCAUCAACACAAUGCUGCAGGUCUUAUCACCCGUCUCCGACAUCCACUCAGAUCAAUCAGAUGUUCCUCACCAGCAACAGCAGGAUUUAGUUAUGAGGAGUGGGAAUUGAACCCCUCGGAACUGACGUUUAUGAAAGAGCUUGGGCGUGGGCAGUUUGGAAUUGUUCAUCUGGGUAAAUGGAAAGCAACCAUCAAGGUUGCCAUCAAAAAAAUCAACGAAGGUGCCAUGUCUGAAGACGAUUUCAUGGAGGAGGCCAAAUUGAUGAUGAAACUAUCCCACCCAAAGCUGGUCCAGCUGUACGGGGUGUGCACACGCCAGAAGCCUCUCUAUGUGGUGACUGAAUUCCUGGAGAAUGGCUGCCUGCUCAACUACCUGCGACAGUGGCGGGGGAAGCUCAGCAGAGACAUGCUGCUGGGCAUGUGCCUGGAUGUGUGUGAAGGGAUGGAGUAUCUGGAGAGAAAUAACUUUAUUCACCGUGAUUUAGCUGCAAGGAACUGUUUAGUCAAUGCUGAAUACACUGUUAAAGUAUCUGACUUUGGCAUGGCAAGAUACGUCAUUGAUGAUGAAUAUGUCAGCUCUUCAGGUGCCAAGUUUCCAAUCAAGUGGUCAUCUCCUGAAGUCUUUCAUUUCAAAAAGUACAGCAGUAAAUCUGACAUCUGGUCAUUUGGUGUACUGAUGUGGGAAGUUUUCACAGAAGGCAAAAUGCCUUUUGAAAGUAAAUCAAAUUAUGAAGUUGUCCGUGAGAUUUCUGCAGGUAACCGACUUUAUCGACCACACUUGGCAUCGCACGCUGUGUACGAAGUCAUGUACAGCUGCUGGCAUGAGAAACCUGAAGGACGUCCUACUUUUGCAGAAUUAGUAGAAGCCCUCACAGAUAUAAUGGAGAUGGGAUAAUUGGGGAUUUUAUACAGGUGUGUGUACUGAAAAGUGAGCAUUAAGGUGGCCAAUGUAGCUUAUAUUGAAAACGUCAGCCUUUUAGAGCAGUCUUUACUUAAACUAUGGUAGCAGCAUCCCUGUAUUGAAGCUGUUUGGGCUUGGCCUAAUUUGGGAAAGAUACCCAAGGAGACUGGAUUACUGGAUUUGUACUCUCAAGCCUUUAUUUCCAUGAAAAAUGUCCUAUCUAGAAAGAAGCAACCAAGCUUACUCACUACAUAAGCUCUUUUCCUUAUUCUUUUUGUCAGAGCUACUCUAAUUCCUGUAACAACAUUGAUAAGAGAUGAUUUGUUACUUAAUAUGGUUCAUGCACAAGGAAAUAGUGAUUAGCAGCAGCAAAAGUGGUGGAAGAACCUGUGAAAAAGUUCCAGGACUAAAGGCAGAACCUUUUGCACUGCAUAACACUGAAGGAAUGGAGCAGUUUCAGAGGUAACUCAGCCACCAGGGCAGCAUGCGGAUUUUUGCCCGGAUACUGCACUGCGUGUUGCUGGGGAUCCAGACACACAGAAGGGGUGGAGGCAGCAGUUGUCCUUUGGCAGCUCCUGACCCACACCCCAAACAGCUGGAAGGGCUCAGCACCCCUGAGGAAUUUUAAUCCUGCUCAUAGGUAAAGGCUAAUUUUGUGUGAAACAGAGGGAACAAGUAUAGAUUGUUUUAUUCAAGCUUCUCCCUGAACUUUUCACUGUCUUCCAUUUCUUGCUUGCUGCAGCUUACUCAAAUGCCCAUCAAAUGCUUUCCUUAGACCUCCUCCUGCCAGUGCCCAGAAUGGUGAACAAAGAGAGGCUGGAAAUUGGCCAUUAAAUAAAGUGUUUUAUGUUAAUUUAGCUCAAAUAGAGUUUGUGAGACCUUACUUGCACCAUAUCUGUAACUGUGCCUGUUAGCUUAUUGUUCACUUCUAAUUCUUAAUUUUGGUUAGUGCAAAUGUAUUACAGAAAAGGCAAGUGAAUUUGGUGAUUUUUUUUCAAUACAGUCAGGUCAUUACAAAUAAAUAGUAGUUUAAAAAUGUGAUUGUGCUGUGAAUUGUUAAUAGGUAAGUACAUCGUAUUUCAUUUUAUAGCACAUCGUAGACAAAAUACUUCCAAGCCAGUAGAUGAAGAAUGAUGGACAUCUGAACAGGUUUUUUCAUUUCCACAUUUUAAAAGUAAAUGAAACAAUACAAUCAAUCAUUCUGAGUUUUGGAUUUCCAGAAGGUGAUGACACCUCUGGGCCAAAUUCAUGGCAAUAAUAGUUCAUUUUUACUGUAAUAGCAUUCUCAUAGUUACCACCCCUUGGGGAAGGGAGUACUUAACUCUACUAUUUGGGAGUAACUUCACACACACGCUUUUAAGAUCCUUCUGCUCAAGUGAAACAUGAUAUUCUCAUCCUUUUGUGUAAUCUGCUGAAAGAACUGCCACCAGCAUAUGGCUCUGUUUACUUUUAUAACUGACUUAUUCAUGAGCAUUCAGUUCCAUCUCAGCCCUCUAACUGCACACAAACCUAUACAAUACUGUACAAACCACUGCUUUGAGCUCAUUGCAAGUUUAUGCCUGUAGUACAGUAAUACAGUGCUUUUGAGCUGAUGAUGCUCUACAAAAAAAAAAUAAUUCAAACUCUGUCUGAAGUAUAAACGCACUCAGGGACUUUUAAUAAUAUAAGAGGAAUAUUUUACAACAGCUCUUGUAAAACUGGUUUUGCUACAUGAAUUACUACAAGUUAAUAUGUAAUACCACAGUACCAUGCAAUUAAAAGGGGCUCUGGUAAUUUCAA